Corticium candelabrum is the source of this 3383-nucleotide messenger RNA. RefSeq lists its product as uncharacterized. The record is from RefSeq and is a predicted model, not a curated record. The transcript is spliced from 5 exons. Bases 681 to 3167 code for a protein of 828 amino acids. Gene Ontology annotation, biological process: mitochondrial protein catabolic process; mitophagy by internal vacuole formation. Gene Ontology annotation, cellular component: mitochondrial outer membrane. Lineage: Eukaryota; Metazoa; Porifera; Homoscleromorpha; Homosclerophorida; Plakinidae.
AACGACGACGUGUGUGUGUGCGUGUGUGUCUUCCUGUGGAGUGCCUUUGAAUAUGCAUGUCGAAGUCUUACAUUGACGGUUUUGAGAUACCGAGGGUGAGAGCUUCGUUUCCGGUGCCGUCGUGGUCAUCGCAUGGUAUAUGGUCAUCGCAUGGUAUAUCUACGUGUUUGUUCGCACUGUGAAUGCCUUCAGCAUGUGGCAACAGCUUCUCAGUUUCCGUGUGUAUGAUCUGCGGAAGAUGAUGGUUCUAGACGGGCCGGCUAAGCCGUUUGGUCUGUAUAGUAGGUACUCUAGCUAGAUCUAGAGACAAGAAGUAUAGGCUAGUAUAGCUAUAGUACGUGUGAGCAAACUGGCCAUGGGAGACCGACGAGUUGGACUGUUAAUGCCUACUUGGAAUGGAUACCUUACUAGUCUGGCACUUGGAAUGGAUACCAUAGUAGUCUGCAUUGUGUUUGUGUCACGUGACUUGUAGCUGGCUGCAUCGCUGUACAUGUGUAUGAACAAAGACAAGUUGGGAGGAAAAUGGAGAUUUAUUGUCUUUGUGCUGUGUGUAUACGUAGAGCUACACUACGCUAGAAACGUGAAAUAGAUGGACAGUCUAUCUAGUACAGUGCUGGUCUUACAAGAUGGCUAAUCUAGAGACGACCAAGUCAAGUUGCAGUUCAUUACAUUGAUUAGAGAUGAUGUAUACAUUAUGGCCGGUUUGCACUGUGAAGGCAUCUGAAUCACAAUUCUGUUGUACAGUGUACCCGAAAUUUGUAGGCUCAAAUCUCUGCGGGCCACGCCAGAAUUUGCGGUACCACCGAUUGAGCAGUUGGGCGUUCCAUACUAGAUUGCCUCAGUUUAUAGCUAGAACUCUAUUCCACCAGAGCCGAGCGCGACUUGACUGCUCGAAACGUGUAGGUUUUGCUGAUAUCAUGGACAAAGUGAAAAGCUUCAAGCUCAAGGCCUCGACGUGGCUGCAAGGCUAUGGAGGUGGCCAUCAGUCGACAACCAAUCGUUCCUCCACAACAGCCGAAAACGCUCUGUCGGACGAAGAUCUGGCAUUGAGACGGCUCGACGAAACGCUCGAGAACCGCAAAUACGUUCAACUUGUGUCGUACAUUCAUGACAUCGCCGACGAAACAUUGACGGAGAUUCUGGAGUCGCUUCCUUACAGAAACUUAGUCAAGGGAAUGCCGGAGACGAUCGUGGCCGUCGACGCUUUGUUCUCGCGUAUCGAUCGUUUGAAGUCAGCUAGCAACAGUAAAGUCGAGUUUCCCAAGUCUGUGUGUGACGAGUUAGCCGUUCAGAUGAGCGUGCUGCUCGAAAUGGGAGAGAACGAGCCAGAUAUGUUUGCUCAAGAAAUUCACGUUAGUCGUCAGACACUGACCGUCAUUAUCCGCCACUAUCCCGAACUGAGAGCGAAGUUGGACACACGGUGUAAACAGAUGACACUUUUGGUCGACUCUCUAGCUCAACAUGUUAGAAUUGGAGCUGAAGCGCAUGCUCCGACCCUCAAGGAGGCAAUCGUAGAAGAAGUCAAUAAGACGCUGAAAGACUUGAAGACGUCGUCCGACAAAUUAGAAAGUUUCAGCGUUGGUGAUAAAAUAAACAGGCCGGGAAGCAGUCGAAGUCUAGGAAGACGUAAAACAAACAAGUCUUCGUCGUCUUCUUCUUCUUCUUUGAGUGUCGAGUCAGGAGAGGAGGCUCCGCAAGACGACAUGGCUGUCUCUCAGCGUCACAUUCAGGACCGUCUGAUUCGAAACCAGACGCUCAUGUCGAUGGUAAAGCCCGUCAAUCGGCGAGGCAAUCUCCCGGCCUUGAUCGACAUGUUGGACGAACGCCUGCGCAACGACAAGGACGUGCUGGCUAUGAUGAGUCAGAUCAAGGCCGAAGUAGAGUACAUGGGCGUGUCGAUGGACGAGCCCGUCGGUCCCGUCAUUCUGCGGCACGUGCACGCGUUUGGUCUGUUGCUGCGGCUGUGGGAUGAGUGUCAGGCGGACAUAGUGCGACAAGAGCAGAUGGAGAGAGAAGAUGCCGAGGCCGAGAUGACCGUACUGGCGAUGGGAGCUUCCGACGGCAUAUCGUCUACGAGCAUGGCAACUAUAGAAGAACAUGCAAACGGAGAAAUUUCUCAAAACGGUGACAACUUCCUUAGCAGCAGCCAGAAAUCGGAAAUUUUGUCGGUCGUGAUCGGGCACCGUCAUGUGUCUCGGACGUCGAGCGAAGCGAGCUCGGCUCAUUUGUCUCAGGGACUUCGAUCCGUUUUCUUUGACUUGGCGCAACAGGGGCAGCUGUCGUUGCCACCGUCUGUCGCUGGAAGCGUUCAGGCGUCUCCCUCGAUGUCGCGUGGGGGUUCUAGAGCGUCUUCAUUUCGACGGCGAGACGGUUCGGCGUCUGCCGAUGAAUUUGAAAGGCAGCGGCAAGAGCUCUUGUUUGCAUACGAGAAGAUAAAUCAACUGAAGAAAAGAGAGAAGGAGCUGACCGACAGGCUUUCAGAGCAAGCUCAAAGGCAACUCGAGGCAAGCAGCAAAUUUGAGGACGUUUCGUUAGGCCUGCGACCGACGCAGCUCAUCAAACAAUACGAAGAACUUUACUCUCAGCAACGCGUCGACGCUCUGGAUGGCUUGGAUGAUAUCGAUAUCGACCUAUCAGAAGACGGAGUAGACGAAGCGAGCUGGAAAUCGCACCUCCUCUUUACUGUCCUCAAGAUGUCGUUUAGCUACGCUGCAUCGGCAGUGCGUGAAGUGAAAGAGAGAGUGCGGUCGCUUCUUCACGCUCCGAGCCUCGACAGCAAAGCCCAAAACAUCCGAACGGCGGCGGCCAAGCAAUUGGACGCGGCCUGUCUCUCGUAUCUCCGUCGCUCCGCCGUCGACUUCACUACCGGCGACAUCUCGGAGAACGUGGCGAACGAUUUAUGGCUACACUACGCCGACAAACCCAUUCUACAGUCGUGUUUUCAGCUCAGAGAAUUUAUCAGCGCCUGUUCGCAACUUGCUUGGGAGAUGAAGAUCCAGUCUCCGCCGAUGUCCGUCUCCCAUCACGCUCAAUACUUCACCGUCGAUUAUCACUCUCGAUUUUACUCGGCCAAUACCAAGUCGGACGAAAUUAUUUCGUAUUUAUGGCCGACCUUGUUGGACUGCGAAGGUGGCUCACCGGUCAGUAAGGCUGUUGUAAUGACGUAGACAUGCAAGGGAUUGCAUGGUCUCUGUGUAUGAUCCUCGCAUGCGAUGGUUAAUUAAGUGAAGGCAUACUGUACAGUUAGUUGACGGUUGAAACGUAUACGCAUAUUUGCUUUCAAGCGUAUUGUGUGAUACAAACGGAUUCCAGACGCCUGAGGGCGACGUUGGGUGUGUAGUAAUGAGAGUGCAAGAUAAAUUAAAUUAUCUUGAUAUUGUGCA